Molecule: messenger RNA, 207 nt
Organism: Suillus discolor
Lineage: Eukaryota; Fungi; Basidiomycota; Agaricomycetes; Boletales; Suillaceae
Exons: 1
Source: RefSeq, a predicted model, not a curated record
AUCCCAAUAAUCGAGGACUCCGUAGAGCUCAAAUUUACCUAUCCCAGCUCCAAGAGAAUGUGUCGCAUCACUCGAACGCAAAUGCCAGUUCUUCCAGGGUUCGUGACCACUGCACAUAAGUCGCAAGGACAGACACUUGAGAAAAUAAUAACUGAUCUUGGCUCCAAAUGGUGUCGAGGCGCCGAAAAGCCGUAUGUAAUGGUGUCC